AUGUUUGACUAUUUGAAUGCUCCAAUCAUCACAACUUCGUUGAGCCUUUUGAUCGGCUCUCUCGUCCUUUACUACCUCCAUACAAACAUCUCAGAGCGAAUUUUGAAUAACUUCCAAGCCAGUGAGGCAUGGAUCCCAGAGAAUGAGCUAGUCCUCUUGACCGGUGGGAGUGGAGGCAUUGGCAGACAAAUACUGGAAGAGCUUGCUCGCAACAAAGUACGCGUGGUGGUCCUCGAUAUCAACCGACCAACCUUUGACCUUCCGGGAAACGUCACAUUCUAUCAAACAGAUAUAGCAUCUGCUACAUCUCUUUCCGAAACGGGCGCCGCUAUUAGAAAGUCGCAUGGAGAGCCGACGGUUAUUGUGAACAAUGCUGCCGUUUUCCACCAUGGUACUAUCCUCGAAAUUCCAGAGGAGAAGUUGCGCCAGACAUUCGAUGUGAACAUCGUCUCUCAUUUCCUCAUCUUGAAAGAAUUUCUUCCGUAUAUGGUUCGUAUGAACCGUGGCCAUGUCGUUUCGGUGGCGAGUGUUGCGAGCUUUCUUACUGUAGGCGAGAUGGUGGGCUAUGCGUGUUCGAAGGCUAGCGCUCUUGCUUUCCAGGAAGGCCUUCGGCAGGAGUUGAAAUAUUGGUACAAGGCUCCGAAUGUACGAACGAGCUCCAUUCACCCCCUUUGGGUUCGGACUCCCCUGAUCGAAGGCUUCACUCAAUAUGAAGCAGAUUUCCGUCAACCACUCCUAGAUCCAAAAGAAGUCUCUCAGGCAGUAGUGGACCAUAUUGUGACUCGAACAAGUGGGCAAACCAUCGUGCCUAGGCGUGCAUCGGCGGUUGGGUCCCUCAGGGCCUUGCCACUGUGGCUACAAGAGGCAAUGCGAUCAUACCUAUCGAGAAUAGUCCUGCGAGUGAGGAUUAAGCGCAUUGCUGAUGAAAAUUCUGGCCGGCCUGUCUAG
This is a messenger RNA of Penicillium robsamsonii, 948 nucleotides long. RefSeq lists its product as uncharacterized. The transcript has 2 exons. Bases 1 to 948 code for a protein of 315 amino acids. NCBI's taxonomy places the organism in Eukaryota, Fungi, Ascomycota, Eurotiomycetes, Eurotiales, Aspergillaceae. The record is from RefSeq and is a predicted model, not a curated record. Gene Ontology annotation, molecular function: oxidoreductase activity, acting on the CH-OH group of donors, NAD or NADP as acceptor.